Salvia hispanica is the source of this 551-nucleotide messenger RNA. Its product is annotated as protein CYSTEINE-RICH TRANSMEMBRANE MODULE 9-like. Lineage: Eukaryota; Viridiplantae; Streptophyta; Magnoliopsida; Lamiales; Lamiaceae. Gene Ontology annotation, cellular component: plasma membrane. The record is from RefSeq and is a predicted model, not a curated record.
UGUCUAUCCAUCUCCGCCCUUUUCACGCGGUGUCGCCGCCUCUAGAUUCCUUCCUCCGCCACCUCCUAUAUAUACACACACAUACACACACAAUUAAAUCUCCAUUACUCAUUACUCACAUCCAAAUUUCAUUUAUUUUGAAACUUCUCUUUGCCUCAUUUUCUCUCUCUACUAUCAUCAUGAGCAACCAAAAUCAAGCAUACCCGCCACCAGCCACGUCAUACCCGCCGGAGCCUUACAUGGUGGCGCCGCCGCCAGCUGGAUAUCCGACGAAAGACGGGCAGCCGGAGCAUGCCCCGGCUGCGCCGGCCACCACCCAGUCGAGAGGCGACGGCUUUUGGAAAGGAUGUUGUGCUGCCAUUUGUUGCUGUUGUGUGUUGGACGCUUGUUUCUAAGAAGUUUAUGCAAUUCGACAUUCAUUUGAUCUUUUUACGAUUUAAAUUAUGUAUCUUUUGAUUUUUGUUUAUUAAUUUAGAGAUUUCGUGUGUGGUUGAUACUAGUUGUUUGAUUACAUCAUUUUCAUAAUUUAUUAUGAAUGUUCUUUACGUGUA